GGUGGAAGUUGGGGUUAGCCGAAUAUGACGUCACAAUAAAUCUAUGGAGUCCCGACACAGACGGACGGACGGGUAGAAAAGUCUCCAAAUUUCUGCACAAACUCACAGACUUUGGUUCCGCCCCGGUCAGAAUGGAUUCGGAGGACGAGUAUGUCAUGGACGAUGUAGACGACGAAGAAGAGGAUGACCUUGCAGACGAAGACUAUGAGAAUUUUGACUUGGGAAUGGAACCCGAGCCCUUAUCAUCAGCGGCUCAGGGUUCCAGCAGGGACGACGAACUGGACGAUUUUCCGUACGAAGUCCUGAGUCCAGAACUGAUUGUUCAACACAUGGUAGACUGCAUCAAAGACGUGAACACUGUUGUGCAGAUUCCUCCAACAGCCACCCGUAUUCUGCUGAAUCACUUUAAGUGGGACAAGGAAAAACUCAUGGAAAGAUACUUCGAUGGGAACCAGGAAAAGCUGUUUAGUGAGGCCCACAUCAUCAGCCCCCAUAGGAAAGCCAAGUCCAGACCCAAGAAUCCCGGUCAUGGCUCAAACAGCCAGCUCGGCGCUAUGAACACGAGAUCGUCGACAGCCCUGGCCAAUCAGGAGCUGCUGUGCGAGAUCUGCCUGAUCACCAUGCCGCAGUCCUACAUGACGGGGCUGGAGUGCGGACACCGCUUCUGCAUCUCCUGCUGGAACGAAUACCUCACCACCAAAAUCAUGGACGAGGGCAUGGGACAGACGAUAUCGUGUGCAGCUCACGGUUGUGACAUUCUAGUAGAUGAUGCCACAGUUAUGAGGCUUAUACAAGAUUCCAAAGUGAAAUUGAAGUACCAGCACUUGAUAACUAAUAGUUUUGUGGAGUGCCACAGAUUAAUGAAGUGGUGCCCUGCCCCAGACUGUAAAUAUGCAGUCAGGGUGCAGUACGUGGAUGCAAAACCUGUAUCGUGUGCCUGUGGACACAGUUUCUGUUUCAGUUGCUCUGAAAACUGGCACGAUCCAGUCAAGUGUUCAUGGCUGAAGAAGUGGAAGAAGAAGUGUGAUGAUGACUCGGAGACGUCAAAUUGGAUAGCAGCCAACACCAAGGAGUGUCCCAAGUGUCACGUGACCAUCGAGAAAGACGGAGGGUGUAACCACAUGGUGUGUCGGAACCAGAACUGCAAGGCUGACUUCUGCUGGGUCUGCCUCGGGCCAUGGGAGCCUCACGGAUCGUCAUGGUACAACUGUAACCGUUAUGACGAGGAAGAGGCCAAGGCUGCCCGCGAUGCUCAGGAGGUACAGAAAUCGAGGGCGGCGCUGCAGCGGUACCUGUUUUAUUACAACCGCUACGCCAACCAUCAACAGAGCCUCAAGUUUGAGCACAAGCUGUACGCCCAGGUCAAGCUGAAGAUGGAGGAGAUGCAGCAGCACAACAUGUCUUGGAUCGAGGUGCAGUUCCUUAAGAAGGCCGUGGACGUCUUGUGCCAGUGCCGCACGGUCCUGAUGUACACCUACGUCUUCGCUUUCUACCUGAAGAAGAACAACCAGUCCAUCAUGUUUGAGGACAAUCAGAAAGACUUGGAGAAUGCGACGGAGUGUCUGUCGGAGUAUCUGGAGAGAGACAUCUCCGCCGACAGUCUAGUGGACAUCAAGCAGAAGGUUCAGGAUAAGUAUAGGUACUGUGAGAGUCGGGUGAACGUCUUGCUGCAGCAUGUGCACGAGGGUUACGAGAAGGACUUCUGGGAGUACAACGAGGUUUUGUAGCUGCUUCCGUCGGUGUGAAACAACUGAAUCCUUAUAAAUAAUAAAUAAUAAAAAAGCAUAACAACGUGGUGGUUCAACAGUGCAUAUCUCACAGCACAGUGGAACGGUGAAACAAAAAAAUAAAGGAAAAGUAAAGAAUUUGCUGCAGACGCACCCAUAUGCCUAGAUAUGGACAGAUCUCACUGUUUGCUAACUUCCGCAAUGUGUUUGGUUGUGUGUAGAUGAAAAAGAGAGCAACGGUCUUGGUAGAUUCGCUGGUGACACAUAUGGAAAUAUAAAUACAUGUACGCUUGGCUUACAUGGUGUCAAAAUUUCAGUGGGUAUGUCUGCGAGAUAGUAUGAUAUCUCCGUGUAUGUACAAUGUACUGCUGUGCAGUGCUUUUUCUCUCGAUUUCUUUGCUUUGGUGGGGAAAUUGUUUUUGCUCCCUGGGCCACAUGUUUGAAUAGGAGUACUAAACCAUGCUGCUUUUGAGCCUGGAAUGCUGUAAAUUGUUCUCACACUUUAAACAUGGCAAAAGAAGUACAGUUACUGUAUUAGCCGGUACUACAGAUUGGGAAUGUUUUCAAGAUAGUUUAAAGCCCUGCAGUAGAUAAAAAUUACAGUUUCGGACAUGUUUGGCUCUAGAAGUAUGUUGUUGUAAUUCUGUACAAAAAUCCUGCAAUGAAUAAAAGUCAUACAUGGCAAUGUGUAUCUCAUGUUCGAAUGGGAAAUGUUACCCUGAAGUCUCAUAGGGUACUCCAACCAUUUGUUUUGUAUAAUGUGAACGAUUUCGCAUCCCCAGCAAACUUCAGUUUCACUAGAUGUUGAUUUGAAAAUGCUCCUUUUGAAACCAGGUUAAAUUGUAGCUUCUAUGAUAGGUUUUUUUUCUUCUUCCGUAAGAAAGGUAUGUAUUGAGCAUGUAUGUAGCUCUUUUUUUGGGACUGAAAUGCUUUGAAGAAUAUGCAAACAGUGUACAUGUAAGUAAGAUCUUGAAUAUGUCCGCCUUGUGUACAAUACUUGUACUACAUGUUGUACAGAGCAAGACAGGCUAUAUCAGGCUUUAGCAACUUCAUUCUCGCGCAAGUUGCAUGUAAGAUAACGUGAACAGUGACACUGACAGUACAAUAUUGUGCACCUUUGGUUUAUUGUUCCUGUAUGCCAUUAUUAAAACGAGUGUACCUAUUGAAAAUUUAUCCAAUAAACAGAUCAAAUCAUUC
Molecule: messenger RNA, 2924 nt
Organism: Branchiostoma floridae (Florida lancelet)
Lineage: Eukaryota; Metazoa; Chordata; Leptocardii; Amphioxiformes; Branchiostomatidae
Product: E3 ubiquitin-protein ligase arih1-like
Exons: 16
Coding region: 132-1727 (531 amino acids)
Biological process (GO): positive regulation of proteasomal ubiquitin-dependent protein catabolic process; protein polyubiquitination; ubiquitin-dependent protein catabolic process
Cellular component (GO): cytoplasm; ubiquitin ligase complex; nucleus
Molecular function (GO): zinc ion binding; ubiquitin conjugating enzyme binding; ubiquitin protein ligase activity
Source: RefSeq, a predicted model, not a curated record